Molecule: messenger RNA, 2032 nt
Organism: Umbelopsis ramanniana AG
Lineage: Eukaryota; Fungi; Mucoromycota; Umbelopsidomycetes; Umbelopsidales; Umbelopsidaceae
Exons: 5
Coding region: 205-2010 (601 amino acids)
Source: RefSeq, a predicted model, not a curated record
UUGGUUUAGAAGCCAUAACCCAUUCUUUACAGCAGUCAGUUAAGCGCCGGAAACAGCACGAUGACAUCGUUCUCAAGCUCAUAACUAAAAAGAGGAUCCGAUCUGAAGUUGAGGCUGAUCCUAAACAUUCUGCUAUGUUGCUCAAGCACAUAGACGAAGAUAUCAAUCAUUUGAAGGCAGAGGAAGAUGCUGUAUUAAAAAAAGAUGACCACCAUUAGCUUGCGGAGUUCGUACGCCGAGAUCACACAAUGGAUGAUAGGACAAUACGUUGGGCGAGUCAUGGACGACAUGAAAGAAAAGCUAGCAGAUCAAUCGGAGGAGAGAAACAUGGCUUUAAUACAAGAGUUGAAGGACGACAUAAUCAAAACAACCACCAUCACUAUACCCCAAUUAAGCCAACAGAUUGAGAUGGUGGCAAGCGCUCAACAGGCAGGAGAAGUUAAACUAAAAGCCGAACUCAAAGCAUUUUUCGACGAAGGCAAGAACUCUAUUGUAACUGAUAUCGGCAAGAUAUAUAGGCAGUGCGCCGAACAGAUUGAAAAGGUACAGCAACAAUCAGACACAACAUCGGAAGUUAUGCAAGAGCUAUCAGCAUCGCUUAAAUCCCUGGAGGAAGCGUCAGUGAAUGCUACUGCUGUUCAAGAUGUGAAGGAUUCAGUCAAAGUUAUUCAAACCGAUAUGGCUAAAUUGGCAAGCAAUGCUCAAGUUGUAGAGUUGCGAACGAUGACAGAAGAUAAGUUUAGGGAACAAGGCGAACGGAACACAACAGUGGCACGAAGAAUGGGGGAAUUGAAGGAGAUGUUUGCUGCGGUUGAAGAGAAAACUGAACAAUACAAUCGACGUAGUCAAGAACUUGAUAUUGUGUAUGAUAGAAUCAAGGCUCAUAUUGAAAAGCUCAAGAAGGGGCCAGAUCUUAAACCAACUACCGAACCAAGCAGCCCUGCCAGCCAAGACGUGACUCGAAUUCAAUCCGAUAUCUCCACAUUCCGAACUGUGCAUACCAACCUAAACGCCAUGAUCCAAGCGGUUGGGGAGGAUGUGAAGACCAUCCAGGCAGAACAGAGUCGCACCACCGAAAAGCUGGAUAUAAUGGCAUCAUCCAUGACUUCAGGGGACGUUGUGAAAAGUUUACAAAGUCAAAUAAGACAGCUACACGAAAAAAUGAUGAGAUUGGAUAAGCAAAUGCAAAUUUCUGAUCAAGGAAGUGAGAAACGUACAAGUGAAACGACUGCUUAUCAGACGCAGAUUCCUACAAAUAGUUGGAUCGGCGGUGCGUCCGACCACCUGAAUGAAGAUCAACUUAUAGCAAACAGACUGGAUGCUGCCAAGGCGAUUAGGUACCUGGAAGCAAAGAUGGUAGUCAAUGAGCAGUUGGUUCAAAACAAUAUACAGGACCUGCAAAGAGAUAUAUCCAACCUACGCAAGAGAAAAGCCGCCGAGGAUGGUGAACCCGAAGCCAAGCAUCCACGCAAUGACACAUCGACCCCCAGUCAUUCCGACCUCCAAAAGUUGGUGGAUGUACAUACCAUACAAUUAAAAGAUUUGAUCAGCUUUUUAGAGCCGUUAAAAUCAACAGUGCUUUCCAAUGUGUUUCCAGUCCUAGUUCAAAAAGCCUUCGGCGACCUCAUUAACGUGUCAACACGACAUGAAUUCGACAUCAAAGCAGCACAUGAGACCCUUGCUCGAAUUGUCGAUCAAACGAAAACGGAUGUGUCGGGUGACGAGUGGAAAACUACUGCAGCACAAGUUUUCAAGUUACAGCUUGACUCUCAUGAACGGAGAACGAAGCUAGAACAUGCUGAACUCAUGGAGCACGUACAGAAACUGAAAGAUGUAUAUGCAAAGAUGCAAGAAAAGGAAAUGUUACAGCAGGUGCAAAUCGAUAAACUAAACCAGCAAUUGCAAAACAACACCAUGAUGAUGGAAACGAUGCUUGAAGCUUUGGCCAAGAAUGGCAUCACGGUGGAUGGAACGGAUGCUAGCCAUAUCACCCAUAGCCCUUCACUGUAAAGGAAAGCAAAAACACGCUUCU